AAGAGGAAGGAAUAGGAGUUUUUACCCUGCUUUCUCCUCCCACUCAAAAGUGAAUGGAAGGACUCUUUCGGAAUCGGAAUAGCAGGAGACACACUCGUUUAGCUUAGGCAUUGAUUUCAUUUACCCGUCCGGUCAGCGACUUCUUUGUUGUGUUUUUUUAAGGAUACUCAUGCGUCGGGAAUGCCACCAUGGCCACGCCGAACAGUCUUCAGCAGCAGCAGGAUUACUUCAGAAGCGUCAGCAGCGAAUCCACCACGUAUAUGAUGGUCCCGGCCACGGCGGCAGCGGCAAACACGCGUCGCGAUGCCGCGCCGUCCAAGAUGUGGGUCGCUAUGGUGGUGAUUGUGGUGGUCGUUCUACAGAUUGCUUCUACCACAGGUCUGUUCGUCUACCUGAAUAUGUCGAUAUCACAGGUGCGUAGCCAGGGCGUGACAGAGGAGCUGAAGUGCCUCAGUCUGCUGAAUGCUCUGGAUAAAGACCAGGACAUCCCAGAGAACCUGGCUCAGCUGUUUGGAGAACCCUGCAUCAAGCUGGCAGAGGGCAUCAAGGCCUACAUCUCAAAGGUGACCGAGAACAUAAUCUCCAAGCAGACGUUUCAGGAAGCGAGAACGUUACCUCGCACCUUCAACACUUCCGGGUCAACGUUUGCGACCUCUGUGACCCAGCGUCCGUCAGCCCACCUGACCCUCAGAGACAGCAGUGCUCAAGCAGGGUCUCCUUCGUACCCCACACCCCAGCCUGACCUCCACCAAUCAUGUCGCCACGCCGUCCGUUCCUGGGCCAAUCAGAGCUUUGGAGCCCAUCUUCACAACAUGACCUUAGCCAAUGGGAGGCUGCGUGUGCCCCAGGAUGGGCGGUACUACCUGUACUCACAGGUGUACUUCCGCUACCCAUCCCUUAAUGAAGGGGACCAGCAUACAACCAGUCACCAGCUGGUCCAGUGUGUAUACAAGAAGACGUCCUACCUGAGACCCAUCCAGCUGCUGAAGGGUGUAGGCACCAAGUGUUGGGCCCCAGACGCGGAGUACGCCCUCCACUCUGUGUACCAGGGAGGGCUGUUUGAGCUAAGGGCCGGGGAUGAGCUCUUUGUCUCUGUCUCGUCCCCCUCCAUGGUCCACGCGGAGGAUUCAGCAAGUUAUUUUGGGGCAUUCCGUUUGGACCUGUAAAGAUGGACGGAUGGAAACGAGAGGGUGGUACACCGCCGGAAGAGGGGGAUGGGUGGGAUAAAAAGGAAAGGUGGAGGAAAGGAGGACAGGGUCAGGACACU
Salvelinus namaycush (lake trout) is the source of this 1267-nucleotide messenger RNA. Its product is annotated as tumor necrosis factor ligand superfamily member 10-like. The record is from RefSeq and is a predicted model, not a curated record. The transcript is spliced from 6 exons. Gene Ontology annotation, molecular function: tumor necrosis factor receptor binding. Gene Ontology annotation, biological process: immune response. NCBI's taxonomy places the organism in Eukaryota, Metazoa, Chordata, Actinopteri, Salmoniformes, Salmonidae. The coding region runs from base 189 to 1166 and encodes 325 amino acids. Gene Ontology annotation, cellular component: membrane.